Effrenium voratum is the source of this 1756-nucleotide messenger RNA. NCBI's taxonomy places the organism in Eukaryota, Dinophyceae, Suessiales, Symbiodiniaceae. The record is from the annotation of a GenBank genome assembly.
GGGAAGCAACCCCGCAAAGCCACCAACGGCACCGCCGCCUUCGCCGCUCGCGGCGCCGUCACCGCCGCAUCGCCGCAUGUCGGAGUCCUUCAGCUGGGUCCGCGCGGCAGCGGCGGCGUUGCGCGCCAAAACCCGGGGCCGGCUCACGGAGGCGUGGGAAGUGGACCUGGAGGCUGCCAUCUGGAAAUGCCACGGGCAGAACUUGGCCGACGUGGACCUGGAGGCUGGGGAGGUGGUGCGGGGCCGCGCGGUCUUCGAGAGCGGCAGCUCCCUGCGCCGUGGCAGUACCCCAGCGGGGGCCAGGCGCAAAGCCAAGGCUUCAGCUUCGUUUGCCGAAAGAGGCCGACGCUUCGAGACGCCCCGCAGAGAAGCCAAGGCGGCCAGCUCGCCCUUUCCUAGCUGCCCGCGCAGCUUCGCGCCGCAGGCCCCGGCAGAAGCCUUGGAUUCGACGGAGCCGAGCGCCAAGGCGGCGCCGGCGGCGGCGGCGGCGGCGGCGGCGGCGGCGGCGGCGGCGGCGCCGGUGCCCCAGGCCAUCGCGCCGCCCGCGGGCGCCGUGGCGGUGGCGCCGGCGCUGCCGGAGGGCGCCGCGUGCCUGUCGGCGCGGGAGCACCGGUCGUACCUGGACUCGGGGGAGGAGGUGACGCUGCGGAGGGUCCAGUCCUCCAAGGAGAAGAUCGUGCCCUCCAAGUCUCCGGAGCCGAAGCCGCCGGCCAAAGCCCCGGCCAAAGCCCCGGCCAAGGCGGAGCCGGAGGUCCUCAAGAAGAUCACGGCGAGCACCCCGUCGCCCGCAAAGGCCAAAGCCAUCCGGGACGAGUUGGGCGUAAAGCCGGUGAAGGUCACGUUGGCGGAACAUUCUCCAGCCGCCACAUCAGGAGCCAAAGAUGCCGAGACGAGGUCGACACUGGUGGCCCCAGCGCGCAACACCGAGGCUUUAGGCCGGCUGCAGAGCGGCGGCGCCCUUCCUGAAAGGCGAGCGUUGCAGCGCUGGCAGGGCGCGCAGAUGCCCUCCUGGGUCACGCAGCUGCCGCAGUCGGGCAUCAACUCCACGGCCAUUGCGGAGUGGCUGGAGGGGAAGAUCUCUUGGCCGCUCUGCUGGGUCCGCGUGGUGGACGAGCUGCGGCGCCACGGGGUGUCCGAGCGGAGGAAGCUAGACGAUGUGUCGGCGGAGGUCAGCCGGCAGGCGCGGCAGGCGCUGGUGGACCGCCUGAGCUUCUCGGCGCGGCCCUGGCUGCUGGGAGCGCUGGCCGGGGGCACGGCCUCCCUGGCGCUCCACGAUGGCAAGACCUUGGAGGGGCUGCUGCCUGCCUGCAUCAAGGAGUCUCCGGCCAAGGCCGUGGAAGCAGCAAUGCGCUGGUUCUGCCAGGGCAUGAGUGAGCAGGACCCCGAGAAGCUGCAGACCUCGGAGCUGUGCCUGGCCCUGGGCUUCCGGCGUCUGCAGCUCAAGGCGCAUCCCGCCGCCAACGGCGACCAGCGGCAGUUGCUGGAGGCCAGCGUGUCUUUGGAGCUGCUCCGUGCCACAGCCCCCCGGCUCUGCCCGAAGCCAAGCAACGGCGAAGGAGGCCUCGGAGAGCUGUCGGAUCACGAGCUCUUGAAGCUGCUGGACCUGAAGAAGAGCAAAGAUCCAGGCUCGGCGGCGAAGGCGGCGGGAUUCCUGGAGGGCCCCCUGCAGCGGCGGGUGCAGAAGUACGCGGACGCCUUGGAUCGGAUCCGCGCCGCGGCCGUCUCAGAAUUCCGGGCUUCCAUGGCUUGCUAUUGA